AUUCAGUUUGUUAUAGAUUUGUUUCAUGUUUUCUAGAACUUUCUAAGUUUCUCUAGGUUAUCUCUAUUUGGGGAUUAUAUAUAUGUGGAAUGUUUAAGAGUAAGGGAUAUUGAAUGAAUAUUAGCUCUUUUAUGAAGCUUUAAAGCUUGUAUUCCUCUUGUUCUCUGGAUUGGGAUUAAAUCCUUCUUGCAGGUCGAUUCUUCCGAUGAUCCACUACAUCAGUUGGUAUUAGAGCCCGGAGCUUGCGAAGAACGAUGGACUGCAGAAGGUGGGUUGUCGACGACGAUCGAAGCCGAAAAAAAUGGGCGGUCGAUGAAGAUCGGUGCCGAAUAAGAUGGGCGAUCGACGAAGAUCGCCGCCGAAGGAGAUGGGCGGUCGACGAAGAUCACCGGCGAAGGAGAUGGGCGGUCGACGACGAAGAAGACGACUAUCCUCCGCUCCAACUUCCACUCCAAUGGCGAGACCCGCUGUCUCACUAUCCUCACGAAGAUGGCCACCGAAGAAGAAGGGAUGUCGAUCGUGAUCGACGCUGCGAAGCUCUUCCGGUUCAAGUGGAAGCAUCAAUUGAUCGGAUUGAUGUUUCAUUUGCCGAUUUCAAUCAUUCUUUAGAACGAGUAUGCACAUCGGUAAGCAAACUAUCUUCGGCCAUCUACUCACACUCGCUUUCAACCGAUUUCGCACUUGCCCGAUUUCCUCUGCUCCCGCAUGGCUCGCCGCACCAGCAUCCGCCAUCGUCUGCCACUAGCGCGUGACACCAGUCGCCUAAAUCGAGCCCGA
Molecule: messenger RNA, 777 nt
Organism: Dendrobium catenatum
Lineage: Eukaryota; Viridiplantae; Streptophyta; Magnoliopsida; Asparagales; Orchidaceae
Exons: 2
Coding region: 255-752 (165 amino acids)
Source: RefSeq, a predicted model, not a curated record